Penicillium nucicola is the source of this 522-nucleotide messenger RNA. RefSeq lists its product as uncharacterized. NCBI's taxonomy places the organism in Eukaryota, Fungi, Ascomycota, Eurotiomycetes, Eurotiales, Aspergillaceae. The transcript has 2 exons. The record is from RefSeq and is a predicted model, not a curated record. The coding region runs from base 1 to 522 and encodes 173 amino acids.
AUGUCCUUCAAACUCUUCACCCAUACCCCCCACACCCUCCUCCGCCUAGGUCUAAGCCUAAGCAUCGGCCUAGGCGCCGCAUCCCUACACUCAACCUCACCCUUCCGCGCCGCGCCCUUACAAUGUCAAUACGCCACCGGACCCAGUGCCAGUGACGCCGUCUUUAACCAGAAGACCGGAUCAGGAUGGGCAAUUGACAGCGGCACGUCGGAGUCCAUCGCGCAGAAACCAAAGCAGGGGUUUCUCAAUGCCGAAAGUAUGAGGCAGGUUAGUCUCGGCUGUGUACUUGGUCUGGUGGCCGGGGUGGGGCUGAGGGCUUUUUCAAAGGCCUUGGUUGUGAUUUUCGGUAUGGGGGUUGUUCUUGUGGAGUUCGCUGCUUCCAAGGGCUACAAUAUCCUUCCCCUCCAUCGCAUGCAGAAAUAUGUUAAGAAUGUCGACCUCAAGCGCGCUAUGAGUGAGAAGCGGCCGUUUAAGAUGAGUUUCGGGGCUAUGAUGGCGCUGGCGGCUUUUGCGCAGUUCUAG